Messenger RNA from Pecten maximus, 3597 nucleotides. RefSeq lists its product as uncharacterized. The transcript is spliced from 6 exons. The record is from RefSeq and is a predicted model, not a curated record. NCBI's taxonomy places the organism in Eukaryota, Metazoa, Mollusca, Bivalvia, Pectinida, Pectinidae. The coding region runs from base 1 to 3597 and encodes 1198 amino acids.
AUGGUGUAUGUCAGUGUAGGGACAGACUUCCUGUUUACCAUGGUGUGUGUUGGAGUAGGUACAGACUUCCUGUUUACCAUGGUGUAUGUCAGUGUGGGGACAUACUUCCUGUUUACCAUGGUGUGUGUCAGUGUAGGUACAGACUUCCUGUUUACCAUGGUGUGUGUUGGAGUAGGUACAGACUUCCUGUUUGCCAUGGUGGUGUUUCAGUCUAAUGCAAAUGUGCCAAUUGAUAAAAUUGUUAAAGAACAGGAAAAAUACAUUCCUGCCGAGUGCCUGGACAGGAAUCAAACCCUGGUCUCCAGCGUGAGACAGGAAUCAAACCCUGGUUUCCGGUGUGAUAAGUCACAGCUUGACAUAGAGGAACACCAGGUUGUUAGUGACAUAGAGGAACACCAGGUUGUUAGUAACAUAGAGGAACACCAGGUUGUUAGUAACAUAGAGGAACACCAGGUUGUUAGUAACAUUGAGGAACAUCAGGUUGUUAGUACCAUAGAGGAACACCAGGUUGUUUGUAACAUUGAGGAACACCAGGUUGUUAGUAACUUAAAGGAACACCAGGUUGUUAGUGACAUAGAGAAACACCAGGUUGUUAGUGACAUAGAGGAACACCAGGUUGUUAGUAACAUUGAGGAACACCAGGUUGUUAGUGACAUAGAGGAACACCAGGUUGUUAGUGACAUAGAGGAACACCAGGUUGUUAGUAACAUAGAGGAACACCAGGUUGUUAGUAACAUAGAGGAACACCAGGUUGUUAGUAACAUAGAGGAACACCAGGUUGUUAGUAACAUAGAGGAACACCAGGUUGUUAAGGAACACCAGGUUGUUAGUAACAUAGAGGAACACCAUGUUGUUAGUGACAUAGAGGAACACCAGGGUGUAAAUGGCAUAGAGAAACACCAGGUUGUAAGUAACAUAGAGGAACACCAGGUUGUAAGUAACAUAGAGGAACACCAGGUUGUUAGUAUCACAGAGGAACACCAGGGUGUAAAUGGCAUAGAGGAACACCAGGUUGUAAGUAACAUAGAGGAACACCAGGUUGUUAGUAACAUAGAGGAACACCAGGUUGUUAGUGACAUAGAGGAACACCAGGUUGUUAGUGACAUAGAGGAACACCAGGUUGUUAGUGACAUAGAGGAACACCAGGUUGUUAGUAACAUAGAGGAACACCUGGUUGUUAGUAACAUAGAGGAACACCAGGUUGUUAGUGACAUAGAGGAACACCAGGUUGUUAGUGACAUAGAGAAACACCAGGUUGUUAGUGACAUAGAGGAACACCAGGUUGUUAGUAACAUUGAGGAACACCAGGUUGUUAGUGACAUAGAGGAACACCAGGUUGUUAGUGACAUAGAGGAACACCAGGUUGUUAAUAACAGAGGAACACCAGAGGAACACCAGGUUGUUAGUAACAUAGAGGAACACCAGGUUGUUAGUAACAUAGAGGAACACCAGGUUUUUAGUGACAUAGAAGAACACCAGGUUGUUAGUAACUUAAAGGAACACCAGGUUGUUAGUGACAUAGAGAAACACCAGGUUGUUAGUAACAUUGAGGAACACCAGGUUGUUUGUAACAUAGAGGAACACCAGGUUGUUAGUAACAUAGAGGAACACCAGGUUUUUAGUGACAUAGAAGAACACCAGGUUGUUAGUAACUUAGAGGAACACCAGGUUGUUAGUAACAUAGAGGAACACCAGGUUGUUAGUAACUUAAAGGAACACCAGGUUGUUAGUGACAUAGAGAAACACCAGGUUGUUAGUAACAUAGAGGAACACCAGGUUGUUUGUAACAUUGAGGAACACCAGGUUGCUAGUAACAUAGAGGAACACCAGGUUGUUAUUAACAUAGAGAAACGCCAGGUUGUUUGUAACAUAGAGGAACACCAGGUUGUUAGUAACCUAGAGGAUCAUCAGGUUGUUUGUAACACAGAGGAACACCAGGUUGUUUGUAACAUAGAGGAACACCAGGUUGUAAGUAACAUAGAGGAACACCAGGUUGUUAGUAACAUAGAGGAACACCAGGUUGUUAGUGACAUAGAGGAACACCAGGUUGUUAGUAUCACAGAGGAACACCAGGUUGUUAGUAACAUAGAAGAACACCAGGUUGUUAGUAACAUAGAGGAACACCAGGGUGUAAAUGGCAUAGAGGAACACCAGGUUUUUAGUACCAUAGAGGAACACCAGGUUGUUAGUAACAUAGAGGAACACCAGGUUGUUAGUGACAUAGAGGAACACCAGGUUGUUAGUAACAUAGAGGAAUACCAGGUUGUUAGUAACAUCGAGGAACACCAGGUUGUUAGUGACAUAGAGGAACACCAGGUUGUUAGUAACAUAGAGGAACACCAGAUUGUUAGUAACAUUGAGGAACACCAGGUUGUUAGUAACAUUGAGGAACACCAGGUUGUUAGUGACAUAGAGGAACACCAGGUUGUUAGUAACAUAGAGGAACACCAGGUUGUUAGUGACAUAGAGGAACACCAGGUUGUUAGUAACAUUGAGGAACACCAGGUUGUUUGUAACAUAGAGGAACACCAGGUUGUUAGUAACAUUGAGGAACACCAGGUUGUUAGUAACAUUGAGGAACACCAGGUUGUUAGUGACAUAGAGGAACACCAGGUUGUUAGUAACAUAGAGGAACACCUGGUUGUUUGUAACAUAGAGGAACACCCGGUUGUUAGUGACAUAGAGGAACACCAGGUUGUUAGUAACAUAGAGGAACACCAGGUUGUUAGUAAUAUAGAGGAACACCAGGUUGUUAGUAACAUAGAGGAACACCAGGUUGUUAGUGACAUAGAGGAACACCAGGUUGUUUGUAACAUUGAGGAACAUCAGGUUGUUAGUGACAUAGAGGAACACCAGGUUGUUAGUAACAUUGAUGAACAUCAGGUUGUUAGUAACAUAGAGGAACACCAGGUUGUUAGUAACAUAGAGGAACACCAGGUUGUUUGUAACAUAGAGGAACACCCAGAGGAACACCAGGUUGUUUGUAACAUUGAGGAACACCAGGUUGUUAGUGACAUAGAGGAACACCAGGUUGUUAGUGACAUAGAGGAACACCAGGUUGUUAGUAACAUAGAGGAACACCAGGUUGUUAGUAACAUAGAGGAACACCAGGUUGUUAGUAACAUUGAUGAACAUCAGGUUGUUAGUGACAUAGAGGAACACCAGGUUGUUAGUGACAUAGAGGAACACCAGGUUGUUAGUAACAUAGAGGAACACCAGGUUGUUAGUAACAUUGAGGAACACCAGGUUGUUAGUGACAUAGAGGAACACCAGGUUGUUAGUAACAUAGAGGAACACCAGGUUGUUAGUAACAUAGAGGAACACCAGGUUGUUAGUAACAUAGAGGAACACCAGGUUGUUAGUAACAUAGAGGAACACCAGGUUGUUAGUAACAUUGAUGAACAUCAGGUUGUUAGUAACAUAGAGGAACACCAGGUUGUUAGUGACAUAGAGGAACACCAGGUUGUUAGUGACAUAGAGGAACACCAGGUUGUUAGUAACAUAGAGGAACACCAGGUUGUUAGUGACAUAGAGGAACACAAGGUUGUUGGUAACAUUGAUGAACAUCAGGUUGUUAGUAACAUAGAGGAACACUAG